Molecule: messenger RNA, 1860 nt
Organism: Chenopodium quinoa (quinoa)
Lineage: Eukaryota; Viridiplantae; Streptophyta; Magnoliopsida; Caryophyllales; Amaranthaceae
Product: putative FBD-associated F-box protein At5g53635
Exons: 4
Coding region: 226-1530 (434 amino acids)
Molecular function (GO): protein binding
Source: RefSeq, a predicted model, not a curated record
ACAUUGACCACUAAAGUCAAAAUGUAAGUUUGGAAAAAUGUACUCCGUACUUGUAUUAAUUUGCUCAAGGUUAAUUAGACAUGGGAGGGCGGCAAAUGGCGCGAAAUUGAUAAAAUAUAGUUUUGUUACACUCGUUCUCUGCUACUCCAAUUGGCAAUUUGGCCCAAUUCUCUUAAACCCUAAUUCCAUCUCAAUUUGUCAAUUACCCAGGCAUUUAACAUUUAAAUGGAUUCUGAACUAAAGAGCUUACAAAAGAGACCCUUUAUACAGAAAGGAAGUUACAAGAAGGAAGUUGUGGAACAAUUAGACAGAAUAAGUGAUUUGCCAUAUCAUGUAAUUGCUCAGAUACUAUCUUUCCUUGGAACAGAAGAAGCAAUUAGAACUAGCGUUUUGUCUUCAAGGUGGAGGUAUCUUUGGAAAGGCAUAACUUGUAUUAGUUUGUGUGGCGCUAAUUCUGAUCCUGAUAAAUUUUCAAAUCUUGUGAAGCAUGUGCUUCUAAAUUGCAGUCCUUUAAACUUCCAAGCAUUUGACCUCGCGUGUCCUAGUGCAAUAGACUUAUGUCGUCUAAAUGCAUGGAUUGGCUGUGUAUUAAACCACAAAUUGGAAAAGUUAAAAUUAUGGAUCAACAAAUACUUUUACGAGCUACCAGAACGCCCCUUAGCACAAUUCGUUCUUUCUUGCAACACACUAGUAACUCUCAAGCUUGAUUCAUGUUUUGAUUUUCAUAUACCAGAGUCAAUUGUUUGUUUUCCUUUUCUCAAAUUACUUGAUAUUGAUGUUAUAUUCCCUGAUCACAACGGUGUUGUAAAUCGACUCUUGUCUUGCUGCCCAGUGUUAGAAGAACUGGAUCUAUUUGGCUACGUGGAUUCCCCGAAAGUGCUAAAAAUUGAUGUUUCUAGUUCUACCUUAAGAAAAUUAAGCUUUGGGCUGCAAGAUCAGGGAGGCUCAUGGGAAAAUGAGUUUACUAUUACUAUCAAUACACCCGAUCUUGAACACCUCUCCAUAGAAGAUGACUUAAUAUCUCGGUUUGUGCUGAAGAAUUUAGUACGGGUCCAAACUGUUGAAGUCAAUUAUUGUGUCUUUAGUCUUGGACUUUUAAGACCUGAACAUAUUAACCGCCUCCUUGAAAUCUUAAAGGGAGUUGCUGCUGCUGAGGCCCUGAUAUUGAAUUGGAAUACUUUAGGUGUUCUCGGAUCAACUCUCAGCUAUACCUGGCCAACAUUCCCAAAUUUGAAAAGGCUUAUAGUGCAUUUAAGUGCUUUCUCGGGUUGGACCUGCUUUUCAAAAGUGCUCCAUAGCGCCCCUUGCUUGGAGGUUCUUAUUUUGGAUAUGGAGGGUAUAUAUGAAUUAUAUGAUGGCGAUAAAUACCAGUGGAAUCCGCCUGACAUCAUUCCUAAUUGUUUGUUGGAGCACCUCGAGGAAAUUGGAAUACUUUGUUUCAGAGGAAACAAAGAUCAGUUGCAAGUAGUGGAGUAUUUGCUGAAUAAUGCCCAAGUGUUAGUGUAUGAGUAUUGGCUAUUGUUUGGAUGACUUGAAAGCAGAAGUUAUAGGGAAGUUAUUGACAUUUAAUAUAGCCUCCAAGACUUGUGAUGUUCAGAUCUAUGAACGCCUCGAAUUUGAAGUUGACUCACUUGGCAGGAUUUCCUUAUGGGGAAUUUGAGUUGAUUGUUAUUUGUUUGGGUUAUUGUUGUUUAUGUUCACUACUGUAGUGUGCCAAACUUCAUUUUCUAUUCUUACAUUCUAUUUUGUCUGAUCUUGUUAUGGUAUUGAAGAAUGGAAAGUAUUAUGACAAGGAAAUAUCAAUCGUCCAAAUGUUACCAUUGAAGUUCUUGAGAUGAGUAUGAAGUCAAAUUUCAGUGA